Amblyraja radiata (thorny skate) is the source of this 1227-nucleotide messenger RNA. Its product is annotated as zinc finger protein 501-like. The transcript has 2 exons. The record is from RefSeq and is a predicted model, not a curated record. Gene Ontology annotation, cellular component: nucleus. Gene Ontology annotation, molecular function: RNA polymerase II cis-regulatory region sequence-specific DNA binding; DNA-binding transcription activator activity, RNA polymerase II-specific. Lineage: Eukaryota; Metazoa; Chordata; Chondrichthyes; Rajiformes; Rajidae. Gene Ontology annotation, biological process: regulation of transcription by RNA polymerase II. Bases 1 to 1227 code for a protein of 408 amino acids.
AUGGAGGAAUACAUGGCGGAGCACAACAAGGAGAAGCGUUGUGAGUGCGACGUGUGUGGCAAGGCCUGGCAGUACCCAUGCCAUCUGGAGAUCCACCGGCGGGUUCACACGGGAGAACGCCCAUUCGACUGCUCGGAAUGUGGCAAGAACUUCACCAGCUACUACAACCUGCAGCGGCACAACCGUGGGCACUACGGCGAGAGGCCCUUAAGCUGCCCGGAGUGCGGCAAGGGUUUCACAACAACGCAGGAUCUGACGAAGCACCGGCGGGUGCACACGGGCGAGAAGCCCUAUGGUUGCUCCACCUGUGGCAAAAGCUUUACCCAGUUGUCGGGGCUGCUGAAUCACCGGCGGGUGCACAGCAGUGAGCGUCCCUUCACUUGCUCCGUCUGUGGGAAAGGCUUCAAGUCGUCGCCGGAACUGAAGGCGCACAGGCGUCUGCACACCGGGCAGCGGCCCUACACCUGUAGCGAUUGCGGCAAGGGCUUCACCCACUCCAGCAAACUGCUGGUGCAUCAGCGCACCCACAGCAGCGAGCGCCCCUACACCUGCGCCCAGUGCGGCAAGGGCUUCACCCGCUCCGACAGCCUGCUGUCCCACCAGCAGGUGCACGCCGGCGAUCGUCCCUUCCCCAGGCCUUUCUGCUGUUCUGACUGCGGCAAGAGCUUCAAGAGGGCACAACACCUGAAGAACCACCGGCGGGUGCACACGGGCGAGAAGCCCUAUGGCUGCUCCACCUGCGGCAAGAGCUUUGCCCAGUUAUCGGGGCUGUGGGUGCACCGGCGGGUGCACAGCAGUGAGAGGCCCUUCACCUGCUCUGACUGCGGCAAAGGCUUCAAGACGUCCGCGCACCUGAAGGUGCACAGUCGCCUGCACACCCGGGAUCAACCCUGCACCUGCAGCAACUGCGGCAAGGGCUUCACCCGCUCUAGCAACCUGCUGGUACACCAGCGCACCCACACCGGUCAGCGCCCCUACACCUGCAUCCAGUGCGGCAAUGGCUUCACCAUUGCUGCGCGUACACAGCCCCAUCCGCAGCCAGGAUCUAACCCACGUCCCCACCGCCGCAAGCACCACCGAAACGCCACUGCAGCCGGAGAUGCCCGAGGCAAUCCCGGGCCGACGGGACCCCGGCCGGAGCAGUGGCGGCCCCAGGCCCACAGCCAGAAAAGGAAAAGAAGCGUCACCUCCUCCCGUCCCGGCACGCCACGGGAUACGGAUUACUAA